AUGCCAAACCCAAACGUGAGACAGAGACUCCCUCAAAACUCCCUCGCUUCAUUUGACAUCGAUUAUCAGCGGCACACGAUAAAUCCAGCGCCGACUGAACUGCGUCUGGUCCUGCUGGGGAAAACCGGAGCGGGGAAAAGCGCGACGGGAAACACCAUCCUGGGAAAGAAGUGCUUUGACGACGGGUUGAGCAUGAGCUCGGUCACUAAAGAGAGCAAGAGCGAGAGAGCGAGGGUGGAGAAGCGAGAGCUGGUUGUUAUCGACACGCCUGGGUUUUUCGACACGGAUUUAACAGCUACAGAACUACAAGAAGAAGUGAUCCGCUGCCUGGCGCUGUGUUCCCCGGGUCCUCACGCGUUCCUCCUGGUGGUGCCGAUCGAGCGCUUCACAGAGGAGCAACAGCGCACCGUACACAUGAUCCUGGAGAUGUUUCACGAGGACGUCACUCAUCACACCAUCCUCGUGUUCUCCAACGCGGAUAAACUCAGAGGAGAACCCAUCGAGAGAUUCGUUGUAAGACAAGAUCAGAAAGUGAAGGAGCUCGUGAAGAGAUUCGGGGGGCGAUUCGUGGCCUUCGACAACAAAAACCCGACAAACCCGGAUCAAGUGAGUCGACUCCUGCAGAGCGUUGAUGAGAUACUCGCUCUAAACCACAACCUGCACUUCACCAGUCAAAUCAUGGAGGUGAUGAAUGAAGCACAGAGGAUUAUAGACACAAAACUGCAAGCCGAUAGAGCCGAGAGAAUGAAGAAGAUCGAGAAGGAGGUCGGGAAAAUGGCUGACGAUCAAUUGCGUUCGUUUGUUGCGUUCGUGAACGAAGAGAGGCAAGACACAGAGAGGACGAAGAAGCGCAUGCAAGGCCGGAUUAAACAGAUAGAGACGGAUAUAAAGAAAGAAGAGCAGAAUGCGCGGCCGAUCCCUGCGAGACUGACGCGUCUCAGAGCGUCUCUGCAGAGAGAACAGGAGAACAUGAGGAGGUUUGAGGAACGAGAGAUGGAGGAGGAGGAGAAGAGGCUGGGAAGAGUGGAUAAAGAAGAGAAGGAACUGGGAAUCUGGGCCGAGGAAGAGGAGGAGAGGAGAGUGAACGAGGAAGGGCAGGAGUUUCAGCUUCUCUCGCAACGCAACAUGAAGUUGUUGAUAAUGCUGUGUAUGUUUAUGGUGGGGGCCGGAGCGGCGUACGCUCCCGCGCUCCUGGCGUUCCUGUUCCCGGCGGCGCCCGCGGUCCAAGCCGGAUUAUCCGCUCAGAUUUUGUCCAGUUUGCUCGGCGCCGGAGCGGCGGAAGGAGGGAGUUUCCUCGGGUCGGUCGCUGUGGUUGCAGUGAGAUCUGCGUCUCUAAAGCUGGCGGCGAUCGCGCAGUGUUGCGUUCAGUGAUGCGAUGAUGAUUGACAACCAAGAUUAGGACGUGUUUCUCCCAGUAUUAGUUAAGCUUGUUUGUAUAGAAGCUUGUUUCCGCCACAGAAUAAAACAUUUGAAAAGAUAAUUGCGACUUUUUAUCUCACAAUUGCGAGUUUGCAUCUCGCAAUUCUGACAUAUUUUCUCAGAGUUGUGAUUAUGUACUUGCAAAUGCGAGUUAUAAAGUCCAAUUCUAAGGAAACAAAGACUGAC
Molecule: messenger RNA, 1605 nt
Organism: Rhinichthys klamathensis goyatoka
Lineage: Eukaryota; Metazoa; Chordata; Actinopteri; Cypriniformes; Leuciscidae
Product: GTPase IMAP family member 7-like
Exons: 1
Coding region: 1-1371 (456 amino acids)
Molecular function (GO): GTP binding
Source: RefSeq, a predicted model, not a curated record